ACCUGGUUCAGAUUAGAAGAAUCGAAGAACACAGCUGGGAACAACAGCCAUGGAGCCCAAAAUCAUUCAGAUGGCAGCCCUGGGAAGGGCCCUGUAUCCUGGCAUGUUGUACGACUGCCGCAGUGAUUCUUUUAUUCCUGGUGUUACUUUAUGGGACAAGGAAGCUUUGCGUAAUGAUCUUGAUGUGCAUGACCAGACUAAAACAUAUGUCAGGCUUGCUGCCUCUGAUAGUCUCAGUGAAAAGGCCAACCUCCUAGAUGUGAGCGCUUCCCUUAAAGCUAGUUUCUUCGGUGGUUUGGUGGAGGUUGGAGGAUCAGCCAGGUAUAUGACUGAUACCAAAUCCUCAAUACAUCAGAGCAGAGUUACUAUGCAGUACAGCCAGACAACAAAAUUUGAACAACUCACUAUGAAGGAGCUUGGCAAUAUCGCCUAUCCACAAGUAUUUGAACAGAAAACAGCCACUCAUGUAGUUACAGCUGUAUUGUAUGGAGCGUCUGCUUUCAUGGUGUUUGAUUAUAUAAGAUCAGAAAAUGAGAGCAAACAGGCUAUUGAAGGAAACCUUCAUGCAGUGGUCAAGAAGAUCCCAACCAUUUCGAUAGAGGGGCAAGCGUCCCUACAGAUGAAUGACGAGGAAAAUAAACUAAGUGAGAAUUUGAACGUCACCUUUUAUGGUGACUAUGAGCUUGAGGAAAACCCCACCACAUACAGCGAGGCUCUGAGGGCAUGCCAGAGGUUGCCCAGGCUGCUGAGAGAAAGAGGCAGCAAAGGUGUACCAGUGACUGUAUGGCUAUAUCCUCUCACACUUUUGGAUAAUAAGGCUGCUCAGUUGGUGAGAGAAAUCAGCAUGAGCCUGGUGUCUAAAACCGAAAAUUUAUUGGAGGAACUCAAUGAAGUGGAGAGAAGAUGCAAUGAUUUGAUGAAAACCCCAAUAACAUAUGAGUUCCCUGACAUAAAAGACAGGAUGCUACAGUUUCAGGAAUUGCUCAAUUUUUAUAAGAUAUCAUUCCAGAAGGCACUGGUCAGCAUUUUACCAGACAUUCGGAGUGGGGAACUGGAGAACAAGGCACUGGGAGACAUCCUAAACAAGCAUUACUCAUCACCCUUCACAGCUAGCAACAUGAACAAAUGGCUGGACAACAUUAUGACUGAAUUACAUAUUUUGAAUUCUUAUACCAGUGGGCUGAAGAAUAUGAGAGUUGUGACAUCAGCAGGAUCAUUGACUUCCAUGCUCUUUGAUCCUGAUGUUGAUGCGGUGGUUUGCUUGACAUUUACAUCUCUAAAGAAUGAAGACUCCUACCUAUCAGCUUUACAAGACUUUGUGGAUUCCGAAGGGUUUGUGAAUUUGGGGUCAAAAGAUGCAGACACUUUCUCCCUCCAAGCAUUUCAGCCUUGGUUCGCUUCUCCUGACAUUUCUGAAAGAGCAAGGCAGAAUCUUUCUCUCUUUACAAGUUUUUCAGAUGUCAAUAAAAAUGAGAUGAGAAAGAAGUUCAUAAUUGCCUCCAUCCCUGACUCCAGCAAUCCAGGAACCUCCAUCCGACUUUAUCAGUAUGGCCUUCUGAAAAACCCUAAGUUCCAGCCUGUAUCCAAACCUUCUCUACCCGUAGUGGAGACCAGUGGUGGGAAAGUGAUCCUGAAGCUUUCAAAAUCUCCAACCGGAGAGACAGUUCAUUUUAGAGUUGAAUACAGGAUGACACCACCAACUGAUUCAGCUGAUUGUGAGCCAUGGAUCAUCACCAAAACUUCAGAUGCACAACCCAGCUUCACACUGACUGGACUAAAGCCAGCAGACAAAUACUGGGUCCGAUACAGAGCUGUUAGUGAUGUGGGCAUGAGUGAAGCCAGCGACAUUGUCCCCUUCAUCUUGAGCAGAAAGCUUGAUUUCACAGUGGAUCCAUGGGACCUCUCCAUGCCUUCCCUCUGGAAUAAUCUAAGGACUAAAUUAAUGACCAGAAAGGGCAUGUCACGAUGGUCUGCCUCUACUAUCAAAUCAGAGGUUACAAAUAUUGUCGAGAAUCCUGGAAUGCAUUACAAAGGCCCAAUUCCUAUAGAGUUGAACACUGGAAUGGCUGUGUACUUCCAAGGGGUUGUUUUGUCUACAGGAAAAUUGUUUGAACUAAAUCUUAUAGCUCCAACAAAGGAAGGUCGCAAUGUCGUUUUUCACAUGUUCUUUCACAUUGCUGAGAACUAUUUGGCCUAUAACACCUACAAGAAUGACAGCUGGGAUAGCGUAGAGCGCGUACCAGAGUGUCCCCUUUCUAAAGGAUCAUCCUUUGAUGUUUUUUUUGUGAUCAAACCAGAAGGCUAUGAGGCAUAUAUAAAUGGGAAGAAGUAUUACCUGUUCAAACACCGCAUGCCACUGAAAAACGUGACUAGAGUUGGCACUUAUGGAGACUUCACCCUAAACAUCUUUGGUACUGUUCCAAACUGGAACGCAUCUACCUUUGCUAAGGAACUAAAUCCUGGUGUCUCACGCACAAAGUAUUCUAACAUUCAGUCUGAUGUGCCACAUCCAGUCUGCAGCCCUCAAAAAGUCUAUUCUGGCAAAAUCCCAGCAGCCUUGAGACCUGGUGUGGCUUUGUUCUUCCAAGGGGUUUUUCCUUCAGAUGGUGAUAACAUUUCACUAAAUUUGCAGACUGGACCGAGGUUUGGUUAUGACAUUGCUCUACACAUCAGCAGCUGCCCGAACAAACUCGUUCUGAACACCUGUGAGAAUGGGGUGUGGCAAAAGGAAGAAUAUAUUCAAAGUAACCCACUUGUCAAAGGAGGAGCCUUUGAUAUGUUCAUCGUUAUUAAAUCCGAAGGCUAUGAGGUGGUAGUGAAUGGCCUGGGUCUCUACACGUUCCAACACCGUAUACCACCGGAGAAAGUGAAUUCAAUUUACUUGAGUGCGGUCUUCAUUAACAAGUUUGCGGUUAUUGAAGUAAAUAAUGCUACUCUGAAAGCCACUGUGCCUGCCAACAUUUGAGGACUGCAAAACACCACUGAAGCAUUGACUACAUUUUAAGAGAUUAUUUUCUUUUGCUCUGUUCUCAAGUAUAUCAGAAUUCAUGGACAGAUCAUGGAUAUGAUUUGUCUUUCUUAUGAGGUUUUAUUGCUUUUUACUGUUAAAAAUUAACACACGAUACAUUCUGUGCUAGUUUUACAGUUUUAUUGUACUGUUUAAUAUAAAUAAUACUGCUGAUUUACAUUAGUCUACAUAUAUAGAGACACCUUUUCAGCAGAAAUGACUGCAGUGGAUUUUAAACAAAUCCAUUUCCCCAGGUUUUAGAUAAAGAUCCAGUGUAAAAAUGGUCUGUUAAUUGGCUAUUUUAAGAAAUCUAGAGUUCACAAAAUUUCCCAUGAUUCUGAAAGAAAAAUAAAACCUGAUUGAAACAUCAUCCAUCACAAAAUGUGUGAGUCUGGCAGAAAUUUCCAAAAUUUCAUGCUGAAUUUUUUUUUUUUUGCUGAUCCCUUCAUACCUCAUUCCAGAAAAUAAGGUUGAAGUUAAGUUCUUAUUUGCUCUUUCUUUACUUUACUAUUUCUUAACUUCUUAACUUUUCUGUUUCCGUUCCACCUUAAAUACUGUUGUAAUACGAUUUUGGACCUGUAGAGCGCACUCCUUGCUCAAUUCUAAAAGAAAAAAAUGCUUGAAGUGAAAUAUUAUCAAACAUAAUUGUAUUGGCCAAACAAAUUAUAGUAUGAUUCCAUGUUUUGUUGUUGUAAUGAAUUGGAAAACUUCUUGCUUAAAGCAUCUUAACAACAUACUGCUCAUAAUCACCGAAUAAAUACUCAUAACACGAA
Molecule: messenger RNA, 3780 nt
Organism: Neoarius graeffei (lesser salmon catfish)
Lineage: Eukaryota; Metazoa; Chordata; Actinopteri; Siluriformes; Ariidae
Product: cytolytic toxin-alpha-like
Exons: 12
Coding region: 50-2965 (971 amino acids)
Molecular function (GO): protein binding; carbohydrate binding
Source: RefSeq, a predicted model, not a curated record